Messenger RNA from Rhea pennata, 1155 nucleotides. It is a transcript of the gene ZAR1, whose product is annotated as zygote arrest 1. The transcript has 4 exons. Bases 16 to 1155 code for a protein of 379 amino acids. Gene Ontology annotation, biological process: translation. Gene Ontology annotation, cellular component: cytoplasm. The record is from RefSeq and is a predicted model, not a curated record. NCBI's taxonomy places the organism in Eukaryota, Metazoa, Chordata, Aves, Rheiformes, Rheidae.
CGCGGGGCCGGCGCCAUGGCGGAGGAGGCGAUGGAGAGCUACCUGUACGCCGCCUACCACCCCUACUCCUACCGCUACCCGCCGCCCAAGGGCAAGGCGGGCGCGGCGGGCGGCUGGCGGCCGCGGGGCGGCUACUUGCCGGGCUACGGGGACGCGGCGGCGGCGGCGGCCGAGUACUUCGACAACUACCAGCGGGCGCAGCUGAAGGCGAUCCUCUCGCAGGUCAACCCCAACCUGACGCCGCGGCUGCGCAAGGCCAACACCAAGGAGGUGGGCGUCCAGGUCAACCCGCGGCAGGACGCCUCGGUGCAGUGCUCCCUCGGGCCCCGCACGCUGCUGCGGCGGCGGCCCGGGCCCGGCGCGGCGCCGCGGCCCCAGGAGCCGGAGCAGGAGCAGGGCAGCCCCGCCACCACCGACACCCGCGCCGUGCGCUUCCCCCGCACCAUCGCCGUCUACUCGCCCAUGGCCUCCCGCAGACUCACCACCUUCCUCGAGGAGCUGGACGCGGAGCCGGAGCGGCGCCCGCAGGACGAGCCGCCGGCGGCCGUCGGGGAGGCGGCGGCGGCCGUCGAGGAGGAGGCGGCGCUGAGGGAGCAGCGGGAGGCGGCGGCGGCCGCGGUGCGGGCGAGCUGGGAGCAGCCCCCCGCGGAGAGCGGCGCGGAGCCGCUGGGGCAGCGCCCGCCCGCGCCCCCCGCCGCGCCGGGGCCCGCGGCGGCGCCCCCCGAGGGGGCCCGCGAGGAGGAGGCUGCGGCGGCGGGGGGCGGCGGCGCGGCGAGGGCAGAGCCGGCGGCCGCCGCCCCGAAGCGGGAGCCGGCGCAGGGCAAGACCCGCCUGCGCUUCCAGUUCCUGGAGCAGAAGUACGGCUACUACCACUGCAAGGACUGCAACAUCCGCUGGGAGAGCGCGUACGUCUGGUGCGUGCAGGGCACCAACAAGGUCUAUUUCCGGCAGUUCUGCCGGACGUGCCAGAAGUCCUACAACCCGUACCGCGUCGAGGACAUCACCUGCCAGAGCUGCAAGCAGACGAGGUGCACCUGCCCGGUGAAGAUGCGCCACGUGGAUCCCAAGAGGCCCCAUCGCCAGGAUCUCUGCGGGCGGUGCAAAGGCAAACGCCUCUCCUGCGAUAGCACAUUUAGUUUCAAAUAUAUUAUCUGA